This is a messenger RNA of Strigops habroptila (Kakapo), 2930 nucleotides long. RefSeq names its product rogdi atypical leucine zipper (gene ROGDI). The record is from RefSeq and is a predicted model, not a curated record. Bases 41 to 961 code for a protein of 306 amino acids. Gene Ontology annotation, cellular component: RAVE complex. The transcript is spliced from 11 exons. Lineage: Eukaryota; Metazoa; Chordata; Aves; Psittaciformes; Psittacidae.
AAGGCGCAGCGACGGGGCGGGGCCGGCUGCGGGUGGCGCUAUGGCGGCGGCGAUGGCGAGCGUGGGGGAGCGAGCGGUGCUGGAAGAAGAAUUUAAAUGGCUUUUACAAGAAGAGGUCCAUGUUGUUUUGAAACAGCUGCAGGAUAUUUUGAAGGAGGCCUCUCAACGCUUUGCCCUGCCUGCCAGUGGCUUGGGAGGAGCUGUCAAACAGGAGAACUUUGUGCUGAGCACAUCGGGCACAGACCAGGUGAAAGGAGUGUUGACACUGCAGGGAGAUGCCCUAUGUCAAGCUGACGUUAAUCUGAAAAUGCCCAGAAAUAAUCAGCUCUUGCACUUUGCAUUUCGGGAAGACAAGCAGUGGAAAUUGCAGCAGAUCCAGGAUGCUAGAAACCAUGUGAACCAAGCCAUUUACCUGCUUAUGAACAGAGAUGUAAACUACCAGUUCAGAACAGGCUCGGAGGUUCUCAAGCUUAUGGACGCUGUGAUGUUACAGCUCUCAAGAGCCCGAAAUCGGCUUACCACUCCAGCCACUCUAACUCUGCCAGAGAUUGCCUCCAGUGGUCUCGCAAAAAUGUUCACUCCUGCUCUGCCUCCAGACAUCCUUGUGAAUUUCUAUAUUAACCUGAAUAAGCUGUGCCUGACUGUCUACCAACUCCAUGUGCUGCAGCCCAGCACAACCAAGAAUGUCAAGCUUGCUGGAGGGUCCAUUUUACACAACCCUGGAGCUAUAUUUGAGUUUGGCAAUCAGCGGUAUGAAGUCAGCCAUGUCCAUAAAGUGGAAUGUGUUGUCCCAUGGUUAAAUGAUGCCCUUGUCUUCUUCACAGUUUCACUGCAGCUUUGCCAGCAACUGAAGGACAAGGGAAUCUCUACUUGGUCUUCAGGGAAUAGAGGUCUACUGCUUAGAUCCACUGGCUAUCUGCUUUUGAUGGGUCUAGCAGUUCAGUUACUGCUGCCUGGAUGAUGCUGGUUCUGAAACUGCAGAAGACACUGAUCCAUGGGUCUCAGCUGCUCAGCUUCUAUAUGCCCUUCAAAAAGGACUUAGUUGCCUGAAUUAAGAUGGCGAAGACAAUUGCUGGGCAGCUUUCAACAACAGCCCUGCAGCGGGCUAAUGACAGCAGAAUCACAGACUAAGAGAGUAAUAAAGAAAGUUUAUUUUAUGAAUGCCCCUUAUCUCAAUCUGAGCAGCUCUUUCUGUAUUGUCCAGAGAGUAGUGACAGAGAGUGAGCACAGUCCCACACCCAGCAUCUCAGCACUGAGCAGACAGGAAAGUCUACUUGCUGAGCUCAGCUAAGGCUAAAUGUUUGUAAGGAUACAAUCAUUUCUUCCUGGAGACGGAGUUGAAACUACAGGUAUUUGUGUGUGCUGAUGCCAGUCUGCUCAAGUAUUGCCACUGCCAGGACUUCCUUGGAAUUGCACCUGUGUGGCCUAAUCCUGCCUUCCAGCUAUGAUAGGAACAUUGGAAGGGCAUGCACCUACCACUCCUAUUCACAAGUAGGUGCUUUGCUGCCUUUCAGGGUGUUGCCUUCUGGAAUUGCUGUUCUCAGGACAGAAUCAGACCUUUCUUGUUCUUGUAUGUGCCCUGGCAAAAAAGGGUGACCUGCCCCGUCAUGGGAUCAUCUAUAGGGACACAAAGUAUCAUCCUAAAGCAGAGGGACUGUACCAAUUGAAAACCUGGCUCUACUUGGAACUGGAAGGUUGCUAGCUAAGGGGAUGAUGCUUUUCAAAUUGGAGGCAUUGCUAAUAUUCAGGAUGAAGAAGCAACUUUCUCUUGGGUGCCCCAAGCAUCUUCUGCAAAGGCUAUAGGGACAAGGGAGCCACUGCUCCCUUGCACAGAGCAGUUUCAUCUUCAUAUGCUUUUGUGUCCCCUGGGAAGAGGGAGGUAAACUGUUUCUAAAGUUGAUGCAGCACAUAAAGGAAGCUGCCUCACUGAUGACAUGCUCCAAAUGUGUCUAUAGGGACUAAAAGGGUUCCCAGAUGCUGUGGCUGUGCUUUGAGGCAUCUUCAGAGCCUUGUGCUGCCUCUUUUAGGAAAUGGCCUCAAGCUGUGCCAGAGGAGGUUUAGACUGGAUAUUAGGAGCAAUUUCUUCCCCAAAGGGUGUUCAGGCAUUGGAACAGGCUGCCCAGGGCAGUGGUGGAGUCACCAUCCCUGGAAGUGUUCACAAACUGUGUAGAUGAGGCUCUUAGUGACAUGGUUUAGUGGUGGCCUUUGCAGUGCUGGGGCAACAGUUGGCCUCUAUCUUAAAGGUCUUUUCCAACCUCAACCCAGUUGAUUUUGUGAUUUGGUGUUCAGCCAGCUGUGCUUCGCUUUCAGUCCUGCUGAAAAUUAAGCCUGUAGUGGAAGGGCCAGAGCCCAACCCCCUGAAAGAAUCAUAGCUGGGCCUCCCAUUCAGUUAUCCCAGAAGAGAUCUUAGUGUGAGGAUGCUGCGCAGCAUGUUUUUGCUGAUCAGCAACUGCGAGCUUGGAAAAGGAUUCCAGCUCCUAGCCGGAGGGAAAGCAAGCCUUCUCCUUGCCCUCAUUACCUGGAGGUUCCCCUGACUGCUGGCUCUGCAUGGGGGAACUCCUGUUCUCCACUUUGGCUGCAGUAGCAAAAGACGAUCUGUGGCUUGUAGCUGAAAAGUCUGCCCUCAAGUACUGUAUCUUACAGGGAUUGUGGAGUGGCCUGGCUCAAGUGGGUGUAUUGGCCUAGGAUGGCUUUGCAGGUACCAUGUAAGGGAUAUGUAUUCAUCCAUGUAGAGGAGGAUGGAAGUGGCUGAGCAGCUCUUGGCACUCAUGGUGAAGAUAGAUUCUGAUUUGUAGGAGCAGCAGAGGGAAGCAGCAGGAAGAACUGUUUUGUCCAGCCAUGAGGUGGAGGUGGGUUUAGGGCUCCAUUGCCAGGUUGUCUAUGCCCACUUUGCUUCUGGGAAUCUAGUUGUUUUGGAAAAGGAUGUGUCA